AGAUCUUCAGACCACAGAGCUAGCUAACUGUUGCAGAAGCCCGCAGCAUGUCAAGUGGGCAGGUAACAGUUCACUUAUCCACUAGUGGGGGGAAAAAAAUUGUUGAGUUGGGGGAAACAACGCAGGAUUUCCUGAGCACAUUCAACCUGCAUCAAGUGGAUUAUUUCUUGGAAGCAAUGGGAAAGGGAAAUAUGUAGGAGCCGUGCGUAAAAAUCCACAAGAUUCCUGUGAGGGGCUGAUCAGAGGGGAGGAUUGGGCCAAAGUGCGACUUGAGGAGCAGUUUAUUCAUGCAAAUUCAUAAAAUCAUAGGCGUGCCUUUGGGCGAUGGAGUCACAGCCGGAAAAACAAACCCCCCUCCUGGAUCGUCAGAGCGCUUCAGAGACUGCGAUGCGCAGCGUUAGGACGCAGUGACAGCGGCACCGGGGCGAAUGUUUUAAAAGCAGUGAGGAAAAAGAAGAGAAAGUUAGGUCUCGUUUGCUACACGCCUGUUGACUGGCUGCGCUUCUCCCUCGACACAACCACCAGCUCGACUGCUGCGCCACUGGGUCUCCAACCGCAGGCGCACUUUACAGCGCCAACUGUUACGCACCGCUGCAACUCUCAAUAUUUCCCUUUGGGGUUAUUCCUAUUUUUCUUCUUCUAUGUGUUUACGUCAAUUGGGACGACUUCAGAUCCUCAGAACCCUGAUGCGGAUGAAGUUGCAGUCACCUUACCAUAGAGGAUUUUUUUGCGUAAAGACGCCAUCACUGAUUUGAUUCUAUUUUGAGAAAACAAAUUUUCUUUUUUAUUUGAUUUGAUUGGAAUCGCUGAGACUUGCCCGCCCCCCCCCCCCUCCCCCCCCCCCCCCCUCCCCCCCUUUCACCAUGUCAGAGACGCCAGUAGCUCCCGCCACCAGCAACAUGUCUGACACCGAAGGCAGCAACGUUAGCGUCCUCCACUGGGAGCAAGUGCAGCGUCUGGACGCCAUCCUGACGGAGACCAUCCCGAUCCACGGCCGGGGGAACUUCCCCACUCUGGAGAUGCAGCCGCGGCAGAUCGUGAAAGUGGUGCGGAGUCGGAUGGAGGAGAAGCAGAUCCACGUCCGGGACGUUCGGUUAAACGGCUCUGCGGCCAGCCACAUCCUGCACGGGGAUAGCGGACUGGGCUAUAAGGAUCUAGACCUCAUAUUUUGCGCGGAUAUGAAAGGUGAAAGUGAUUUCCAGACUGUGAAGGACAUAGUUUUGGACUGUCUCCUGGAUUUUUUACCCGACUGUGUGAAUAAAGAGAAAAUAAGCCCGUUAACGUUAAAGGAAGCCUAUGUGCAGAAGAUGGUGAAGGUGUGUAAUGACUCAGACCGCUGGAGUCUCAUCUCCCUCUCCAACAACCGGGGAAAGAAUGUGGAGCUGAAGUUUGUGGACUCUCUCCGGCGGCAGUUUGAGUUCAGCGUGGACUCCUUUCAGAUCAAACUGGACUCCCUGCUGCUGUUCUACGAGUGCUCCGAGAACCCAAUGACCGAGACCUUCCACCCCACCAUCAUGGGCGAGAGUGUGUACGGGGACUUCAGCGAGGCCCUGGACCACCUACGUCACAAGUUCAUCUGCACCCGGAACCCGGAGGAGAUCCGAGGCGGGGGUCUGCUCAAGUACUGUCACCUGCUGGUGAGGGGUUUCCGCGCCGCCUCCGAGUCCGAGAUGAAGUCUCUGCAGCGCUACAUGUGCUCACGCUUCUUCAUCGACUUCUCGGACAUCGGCGAGCAGCAGCGGAAGCUGGAGUCCUAUCUUCAGAACCACUUUGUAGGCCUGGAGGACCGCAAGUACGACUACCUGAUGACCCUCCACGGAGUGGUCAACGAGAGCACGGUGUGCCUGAUGGGACACGAGAGGCGGCAGACCUUAGGCCUCAUAGCCAUGCUGGCGGUGCGCGUUCUCGCCGAGCAGAACGUCAUCCCCAACGUGGCUAACGUUACCUGUUACUACCAACCUGCUCCUUAUGUGGCAGAUGGCAACUUCAGUAACUACUACAUAGCGCAGGUUCAGCCGGUGUUUGCUUGCCAGCAGCACGCAUACUCCACCUGGCUGCCCUGUAACUGAGUCAGCCCUGAGGAAAGGUGGAGGGAGAGAGUCUGAGCUGUUCAAACAGGAAUGAGCAGCAUACUCGCCGCCUCGAACCUGCCCAGUGUUUUGACAGCAAAAAAAAGGAGUCUUCUUUUUAAUGUUUUGCAUCAAAGCUCGCGUUUUUGUUCAUAAAUUGAGUAUGAACGGUUGGCUUUCACCUCGAGUACUUACUUCAAUGUGAAUAUCUCACAUUUUCUGAUUUUUAAAAUGCCAACGUCAACUGAUCCUGCCCAACCAGCUUUGGAAGAGACUCAUUCUGGGUAGCUUGGCAAUCUGGGCUAACUGCAGAUGUGUGAUGGCCUUUGAAUGCGAGCAGCAGAUCUGUCAUGGAAGCCGUGCGAGACUGAUUGAAUCUGUCGAGAACUGAUUAGCCAGCACGUUCCAACGGCAAGCUGCAUCAGAGCCCUGACAGCUACUGCUACUACACACACACACACAC
Etheostoma spectabile (orangethroat darter) is the source of this 2532-nucleotide messenger RNA. It is a transcript of the gene tent5aa, whose product is annotated as terminal nucleotidyltransferase 5Aa. Lineage: Eukaryota; Metazoa; Chordata; Actinopteri; Perciformes; Percidae. The transcript has 2 exons. Gene Ontology annotation, molecular function: RNA binding; poly(A) RNA polymerase activity. Gene Ontology annotation, biological process: mRNA stabilization. The coding region runs from base 864 to 2069 and encodes 401 amino acids. The record is from RefSeq and is a predicted model, not a curated record.